Molecule: messenger RNA, 31019 nt
Organism: Pan troglodytes (chimpanzee)
Lineage: Eukaryota; Metazoa; Chordata; Mammalia; Primates; Hominidae
Gene: DISC1
Product: DISC1 scaffold protein
Exons: 10
Coding region: 417-2402 (661 amino acids)
Biological process (GO): cilium assembly; neuron migration
Cellular component (GO): intermediate filament cytoskeleton; microtubule; microtubule organizing center
Source: RefSeq, a predicted model, not a curated record
CACUGUGUGGUCACUUCUUAAAUCACGCGUCUGGAAGGCGCCCUCCUGUACCCCAUCCUGGAGGCUUCCUGCACUUCCCCUCUUGUUUCUUCCAGAAAUGAGUCAGAGUGAAAGCAAACUUUCUGAGGUCCUGAGAUCCCGGAGACAGGCUGUGAGGGCCGCUGGCCCCGCCCGCUCCAGCAGCGUGUGUGUGUGUGUCUGUGUGUGUGUGUGUGUGUGUGCGCGCGCGCGCGUCAGGGGCCAAUGCUGGAAAGGAAAUAGCGGACUCGCUGAGGAGAAGAAAGGAGCCGCCCCCUUCGUCGCCAGCCCCCUCCCCACUUCCCGUCCAGCGCGCUGCUCCCUUCCCCCCGCCUCUGGCCUCGGGGAACGAGCAGGAGGCAGCCCAGGCGGAGCGGGAGGAGCUGGCAGCGGGGCGCAUGCCAGGCGGGGGUCCUCAGGGCGCCCCAGCCGCCGCCGGCGGCGGCGGCGUGAGCCACCGCGCAGGCAGCCGGGAUUGCUUACCACCUGCAGCGUGCUUUCGGAGGCGGCGGCUGGCACGGAGGCCGGGCUACAUGAGAAGCUCGACAGGGCCUGGGAUCGGGUUCCUUUCCCCAGCAGUGGGCACACUGUUCCGGUUCCCAGGAGGGGUGUCUGGCGAGGAGUCCCACCACUCGGAGUCCAGGGCCAGACAGUGUGGCCUUGACUCGAGAGGCCUCUUGGUCCGGAACCCUGUUUCCAAGAGUGCAGCAGCCCCUGCUGUGACCUCUGUGAGAGGAACCUCGGCACACUUUGGGAUUCAGCUCAGAGGUGGCACCAGAUUGCCUGACAGGCUUAGCUGGCCGUGUGGCCCUGGGAAUGCUGGGUGGCAACAAGAGUUUGCAGCCAUGGACAGUUCUGAGACCCUGGAUGCCAGCUGGGAGGCAGCCUGCAGCGGUGGAGCAAGGCGUGUCCGGGCAGCAGGCUCUCUGCCAUCAGCAGAGUUGAGUAGCAAUAGCUGCAGCCCUGGCUGUGGCCCUGAGGCCCCUCCAACCCCUCCUGACUCUCACAGUGCCUUUACCUCAAGCUUUAGCUUUAUUCGGCUCUCGCUAGGCUCUGCCGGGGAACGUGGAGAAGCAGAAGGCUGCCUACCAUCCAGAGAGGCUGAGUCCCAUUGUCAGAGCCCCCAGGAGAUGGCAGCCAAAGCUGCCAGCUUGGACGGGCCUCAUGAGGACCCUCGAUGUCUCUCUCGGCCCUUCAGUCUCUUGGCUACACGGGUCUCGGCAGACUUGGCCCAGGCUGCGAGGAAUAGCUCCAGGCCAGAGCGUGACAUGCAUCCUUUACCAGACAUGGACCCUGGCUCCUCCAGUUCUCUGGAUCCCUCAUUGGCUGGCUGUGGUGGUGAUGGGAGCAGCAGCUCAGGGGAUGCCCACUCUUGGGACACCCUGCUCAGGAAAUGGGAGCCAGUGCUGCGGGACUGCCUGCUGAGAAACCGGAGGCAGAUGGAGGUAAUAUCCUUAAGAUUAAAACUUCAGAAACUUCAGGAAGAUGCAGUUGAGAAUGAUGAUUAUGAUAAAGCUGAGACGUUACAACAAAGAUUAGAAGACCUGGAACAAGAGAAAAUCAGCCUGCACUUUCAACUUCCUUCAAGGCAGCCAGCUCUUAGCAGUUUCCUGGGUCACCUGGCAGCACAAGUCCAGGCUGCCUUGUGCCGUGGGGCCACUCAGCAGGCCAGCAGAGAUGACACCCACACCUCACUGAGAAUGGAGCCGAGGCUGUUGGAACCCACUGCUCAGGACAGCUUGCACGUGUCCAUCACGAGACGAGACUGGCUUCUUCAGGAAAAGCAGCAGCUACAGAAAGAAAUCGAAGCUCUCCAAGCAAGGAUGUUUGUGCUGGAAGCCAAAGAUCAACAGCUGAGAAGGGAAAUAGAGGAGCAAGAGCAGCAACUCCAGUGGCAGGGCUGCGACCUGACCCCACUGGUGGGCCAGCUGUCCCUGGGUCAGCUGCAGGAGGUCAGCAAGGCCUUGCAGGACACCCUGGCCUCAGCCGGUCAGAUUCCCUUCCAUGCAGAGCCACCGGAAACCAUAAGGAGCCUCCAGGAAAGAAUAAAAUCCCUCAACUUGUCACUUAAAGAAAUCACUACUAAGGUGUGUAUGAGUGAGAAAUUCUGCAGCACCCUGAGGAAGAAAGUUAACGAUAUUGAAACCCAACUACCAGCCUUGCUUGAAGCCAAAAUGCAUGCCAUAUCAGGAAACCAUUUCUGGACGGCUAAAGACCUCACCGAGGAGAUUAGAUCAUUAACAUCAGAGAGAGAAGGGCUGGAGGGACUCCUCAGCAAGCUGUUGGUGUUGAGUUCCAGGAAUGUCAAAAAGCUGGGAAGUGUUAAAGAAGAUUACGACAGACUGAGAAGAGAAGUGGAGCACCAGGAGACUGCCUAUGACUAAAUCAGGCUGAUCUGAGAAAAUUGAGGGAAGACCAUAAAGUGGCUCUUCUAUGUGUGGACUUUUCUGAGAGCUUCUUUCCCCAGGAAGGAUGAUGUAGAAGAUGUGAAUGCCGCCUUAGCCAAAGUGUCUGCUUGUCAGAGGAGUUCAAGUGUUCCUGUGUUCUUUCCUUUUCCAGUUGUUAAGAGUAACUGAGCUUACUCUGAGAUUUGCACCCAGAGGGAUGGUCUCAGAAGACGCUGGUUCAGUGCAAAUUGAGAUGGUAAAAACUGAUUUCUUAAAAAAUGGUUCCUAAAUAAAUGUCAUUUACUAAAACAAAUGAAAGAAAUAUAUAUAUGAAUAAAUGGCUAUAUUUUACAAAGUAUGCUUAUUUAAGAAGAAAUAAGAAAAAACGGGGCUGAUAGGAACCAGAUUUGAAAUAGGGCUUUUGUAAAUAUUCCGUAAAUUGAAGUAAAUGAAGAGUAGUAUUUAUAAGCUAGAUUGAGAAAUAUAAAAUCAGCUAGCUGAAGUUAAGUGCAUCAAUUUGGGAUGAAUAAAUUUUCUUUUAAAAUGUCUAUCAAUUUGUGUAGAGAGAGGUUUCUUCAUAGAGAUAUUAGAAUCAAAGAGUAUGUUCAGUAGUUAUUCUGUCUUCUUUGUAAUGAAUACCCUUAAGUUGGCUUAACAGCUCAGUACUUAUCUUUUUUUCUUUUCAUUCUUAAAGGUCAAGCCUUGUUUUUGCCAUAUAUGUAACUAGAGACAGUAUGUUUGAGGCUAAAUAACUGUAGUACUAGGGAAUGACAACAUGCUCACCCAAGACACCGCAGCCUGGUUUACUCUGUCAUGAUAGGAAUGAGGAUUGUACAUUUGAAAUAGGUUUCUGCUAUUGAUUUUUUAAAUGUAUAAACGAUGGAAACUACGGAAUUUCUCAUGUUUUCACCACAUAGUUUUUUGUCAUAAAAUGAAGAAUAUAUUAUAUCCAAGAAUGAAGAGGAAGUGAACCAAUUUGAGCAAAUUUAGUCCAGCAAUAUUUUCAUUUGAAUAGUUGAGCCCCUGAAAGCCAUUAAUAUCUCUUUUUAAAAAAAGAACCAUGCAGUAUUUUUGAGUCUCAUCAUUGUCACUUCACUAAGUAUUUUCACAUUGAUGAAUAAAACAUAAACAAAUGGAAUGAGAGAUUGUUACCAUGGAUGAUUCUAAAUUGCAGAUGGCUCAUUACUGUUGUGAAGCCUCUCUUUAUGUUUUUACACUUGGAUUUUGCUGGAUCAGCCACCCUUUCCCUAUACAUUGAUUUACACGUGCUUAAUUUUUUUUAACCAAUUUGAGGUGAGUUGGCUUUAGGUGAACCAAAUUAAUAAUCUAGGGUUGAGAGUGUGGGAAACAAAUAAAUAAUGAAUUCCUGAAUACAUUGAAGCUUUUAUUUAUUAAAAUGUGAUAAAACUGGGGCAAAGUCCAUAUUCAGCUUUUUUUGUGUUUUGAGGGUUAAAAAUUCAGAGGGAGCUCUGUGUUCAAGUUUAAAUAUAGAGAAAGUACAAAGGAGAGUGUACUUAUGCACAUACACAUAUGCAUGCAUGUACCAUGACUCUUUUUAGCCUUAGAGAAUGAAACCAUUUAAGAAAUGAGCAAUAUGUAGUAUUCUUAAAAAAAGAUUUUGAUUUCCAACAAUAGUUGUGGAAUGCAGCGUUCAGGGGAAAAAGGCAACUCAUGGAUGAUCAAGCCACCCUGCUUGUCAGGAACCCAGACUCUUCUAUCUUGUUCUUCUCUGCCCCACAACAUGUGCCAUUCAGUCCAACCUGGCUGACCCAGCCACAUGCAUGUCCAAGUCCAGUCAGAAAAAAAACAAAGAAGGAAGAGAGCUCAUCUAUCCCCUUUAAGUACGCUUUUAGAAAUCUGCACACAUCUCUGCUACGGCCACAUCCCUGUGACCUUAACCUUGUUUUAUGGUAACAGCUACUUGCAAGAGGGGCUGGGAGCUGUCCUUACCCUGGGCAGCAAUGUGCCCCACUAAAGUGAUGAAUUCUGUUUCCAUAGCAAAAGGGGAGAUUUGCAGUCUUAGGGAACAAUUAGCAGUGUCUCUCGUACAGAGACCUUUUAAUGAUGUGAAGUGUAUCUCUAAUGAUGCACCUGAGAUGAAUUUGCUGCAUGCAUCACUUAAAAUAUCAUUGUAUCUUGUGUCUCUGGCUAGAUUGUGAGUCCACCGAGGUCAGAACAUUGUUCUUAGGUUUCACUGUACUGCUUUGGUGUCCAGCGUGAUGUCUUUUAAAAUAGUAAAUAUACUAUACCAUCAAUAUUUGUUCAUUUACUGGGGCCAGAUGUUAAAAUGACACAUGAAUGAGUCCUCUCUUCCUGCAUUUUAGAUUGCAGAUCUGGACCUUGAAUCUUCUGCUUCUUUAUUCAUUUUCCAAAUUAAUGAGGGUAGUGAUAAGUUUGUCUUUCUUGGAGGGUGCUUGAGUUGUCUGAGUUGGAUAUUCAGUUUGGAGUGUCAGUAAUAGAACAAUACGGUGAUAGAAAAGGAACUGAAAUAUGCCAAGGUACUCAAGGGCAAAGGGAGACAGACCUCAUCACCGAAUCCAUUGGCUUUUGUUGCCAAGACACAAUCUCUAUAAAGAGAUGAUAAAGAAGUGUGCUUUAACUCCUGUCAGCUGUUCUUGAGACUUCAGGAUAACACAUUUGAAUUCGGAGCAAUGUUAAGUGCAGUGAAAUAGAAGGAAAAGCUAAAUCUAUCUUCCAAGCCUUGAAUAUUUAUGGAAAUUAACUAUAAACAUUUAAUUAUUGUGGAUUCCAAUGUGUGUGUUUAUUUAAAGAAGGGUGGAAUGAAAAAAAUCAGCAACUUUUACAGUUUGCUACAUCUGCUUUUUUUUUUUUUUUUGAGACAGAGUUUUGCUCUUGUCACCCAGGCUGGAGUGUAAUGGUGCGAUCUCUGCUCACUGCAACCUCCGUCUCCCAGGUUCAAGCAAUUCUCCUGCCUCAGCCUCCCAGGUAGCUGGGAUUAUAGGCCAGCUAAUUUUUAUAUUUUUUUAGUAGUGACGGGGUUUCACCAUGUUGGCCAGGCUGGUCUCAAACUCCUGACCUCAGGUGAUCCACCUGCUUAGGCCUCCCAAAGUGCUGGAAUUACAAGCGUGAGCCACCGCGCCCAGCCUACAACUGCUUUUCAAGAUAAAAGGACAGCCCUCAGAUUUACGCAGCAGUUUUUCACCAUCCCUUGUGUAUAAAUUGGUAAUCUGUAUUGUACUUUAUUAAUAUUGUUGAUUUCGCACUGUAACUCAGCUAUAAAGGAAACCGACGUCAAGGGGAGAGAUUUAAUCACAGAAUAAUCAGGACUAGAAUUUUAAAUAGGACAUCAUUAGCAUGUUAAUGAAUUUUCCCACCUUAUGCCAGCUGCCUGAGUAGAAAAGAUACUGCAGAUGUAGCUCAAAAAUCUGGCUGGUUCCCUGGCCCAGUGAGCUGUCAGGAAUCUGUGUAGGGUGAUCCAUAAGCUAAGUGAAGGGAUUCUAAGUGAGAAUACCAAGCAGCAAGGUUUGGUUUUUCUGAGAACGAUGGCUAACUGUGCCCAGCCUAAACUCAUUUGUCUUUCGGUGAGUAAGAGGGGAAUGGGAGGCAGAGAAGGGGCAGUUGAAGGGCAAUGAGGUUGGAGUAGAGGCACCUUUCCAAUUACGGUUUGGGAUUAGGACCUUUUGCUUUAGAUAGAAAAGUUGUAAGUUCGCAAUGACAAGAUCCUGCCCUAAUUCUUGGCACAGUCUCACAAUUUUUGAGCUUGAAAUAGCUAAUGAAAGGAAGCAUGAGUGUCUUAGUCCAUCUGCGUUACUAUGGAGGAAUACCUGAGGCUGGGUCAUUUAUAAAGAAAAGGGAAUUCUUUGGCUCACAGUUUUGCAGGCUGUCUAAGAAGCAUAGUGCCAACAUCUGCUUCUGGUGAGGGCCUCAGGCUGCUUCCACUCAUGGCAGAAGAUGAAGGGGAGCUGCGUAGGCAGAUCACUGGUGAGAGAGGAAGCAAAAAGAGAGAGAAGGGACAUGACACACUCUUUUUAACAACCAGCUCUCCCAGAAACUAAUAGAGUGAGAACUCACUCAUUGAUGACCAAGCUAUUCAUGAGGGAUCUGCCCCCACACCCAGACACCUCCCAUUAGGCUCCACCUUCAACAUUGGGGGUCAAAUUUCAACAUAAGGUUUGGAGGUCAAAGAAAAGAAACUAUAGCAGUGGCAGAUUAUACUGAGGUAUCGGUUUAACUCUGAAGUUCCCAGAUGCAGCUACUUGCAGAAUUUCACUUCACACCUAUUAAGAAAAGUCUUUUAGUUUAGAAAUCCUGUGAGUUACAAGUUCUGCAUAUAUAGGCAGUAAUUCUUUUUUCCAUAUAUGUCAGAUAUAUGUAGAAGAAACAUUGAUAAAAAGUAUAACAAAAGAAUAAAAUCUAUGGGUCUCUUUUAUUGGCAGGGAGAGGGAGGAAAUGGAGAGCCGAGACAAUACAUACAACAAAGAUAAAAACAAUAAAAUUAGCAAACAACAAUAAAAUUUAAAAACAAAGACAGAAGAAAAUGCCAAUGUCAAGUGUUAAUUAUUUGGUUGAGAAUAUGAUGUGAUAAUGAACUUCCUAGAAGUCACAGCAAAGAAGACAGUUGAAGCAUCAUCCUUCUUCCUCAAAAGCACCUUGAAAAGCACAGUUUUUUGGGAAUUCAGAGUGAUGCUAAAUUCUUAAGACACUUCUCUUGAAAGCAUAGUGGAAAGUCCUCCUGAACAGAUUUAUAACACAUGCAGAAAGCUCUUUUACUUGUAUUAUUAUUUUUUACAACUUUUUAUUUUAGGUUCAGGAAUACCUGUGCAGGUUCUUUAUAUAGGUAAAUUGCAUGUCAUCGGGGUUUGGUGUCCAGAAUAUUUUAUCACCCAGGUGAUAAGCAUGUUAUCCGAUGGUUGUGACCAACUACCUCUAGGAAAAAAACAUAUUGGGGGUCCCUUCAAAGCAGGAGGGACUGUGCACAGGAGAGACUGAAACCACAUACACAUUUUAGAUAUGUAGGUAUGUAUAGUUUUUCCCACAAAAAGAUCCAGUUUUUCAGCAGAUUUUUAAAGGGGUCAUUCUAAGAUUCCUCAAAUUUUAAGAAACAUUAAGAUAUUAAACUGUCGAGGUGAAUUAGGGCUUGGGCUAGUGAAGUUUAAACACGGCAUCUUCCAAUUUCUGACAUUAUUUCAAGAUGUAACUUAGCACCUAAAAAGUGGCUGGAGAACAUAUCCUGUACACUCACCAAAUGUCACUUCUUUCCUCUGAGCUUUGGCUACGACCUAUGUAUAAGAAAACUUAGCUCUCCGGGCCAGAACCGUGGUAGUGCUCUUGAUAACAGAGGGCCAAGCCGUCUGCUUUGGAACCAGAUGAGUGUUGCGGUGCUAUGUGGCAAGAAAUGUAGAUGUUUAUAUGGGAAAUAGAUAUGUGUCUGCCUUUCCAAAUUCAAAAUCUUCGGUCAUUUAGAUUAAAAAAAAUAUGUCAAAUAGGAUCUUUUGGAAGAAAUAAAAAAAAUUCAAAAUCUUUUCCCUCAGGUUUUUCUGAUAGGCUGAGGUUUUAAAUCUCUAAUCAUUUAUCUUUGAUUUGCCUUAUUGAUUACAUUAUCACUUUAUCAGGACCCUGAUUAAAUCUGUUUGUGUUUUUAAUUUCUCUCCAUUUUUUCCUUUCCAGUUACAUCCUUGCAUCACUAUUAGUGUGAUUAUUUCCCUUCAGCCAUUUUUGCCUGUGAAUUUCUAAGCUUGAAAUUUGCAACUAACUUUCUCCCUCCUUUAUUAAGUCGCUGUGAUAAUUCUUUUGGGAGGCAUCGCCAUACAGUGGAAAAAGCCUGGAUUAGGAUGUAGGGGGCGUCAGUUUAAUCUCAGUCCUGCCCUUCCCUAAUCAUCUGCAUAGCACCUGAUGUAUAUAGCAUCAGAAUGUGAGGCUCAAUGAAUGAAUAGUCUUCAGCAACUCACUGAAUUUUAUCUGAGUCUCAAUUGCUUCAUAUGUAAUACUGUAGAACCAGAUCUUGAAGUUGCAUUUCUAUCCAUCCAUCCAUCCUUUCCACAAGCAUUUAUUGAGUACUUACAAUAUGCUAGGCGCUGUGGCAGGCCCUCAUGGUCCAGAGAUGAAUUAGAUAGUCCCUGUGGCUACUGAGGUCCCUUUUAACUCUAGCCCCUUGUAUGUGAAUUUCCACAAUUCAAUUUAUACUUUGUUCGUUUAUUUUCUUGCUCUCAGCUACUUUUGAUCUCCUUUUCCCACUUUUAUCCGUAUAUAUUUUUAAAAGUCCCUACUAUUGUUACAUCUUUUUUCACUUGUCUCUCUACUUGUUUCUAUACUCCCUUAAAAUACGUAAGUCACUUACCCCCUGGGUGGAAAUACAAUGAUGUUUUCAAUUAUAUUUCAUACCAAAUUGCAACAGGCAGUUUUUUUUUUAACAUGCUGAUUCAUUUAGAGCAGAAACUUGACUCUAUGUAAUAGGGUGGGUACAUGUGUCUCUUAAAUAUCUGCCAGAUUUUCUGCUUUGUAGAUUAUUCUUACUAAUGAGUGCGUAUUAGAGUCUCUUUGUACAUUUCAUAUGCACUCUGGGCUUUGAUAAUGUUGGUAGACACAUGUACUCACACACGCUCAUAUAAUGUCCUGAAGAUUAAGCUAAGAGUGAUGGUAAGUGGAACUUCAUGAUCUUAAAGAAGAGCCUAUUUGCCAUGAUUUGGGUGAGGGGAUUAUUUUUUGCAUGGGGACCCUACCAUGUAUUGCAGAACAUUUCACAUCCCUGGUCAUUGCCUGCAUCCAACUCUUCUUCCCACCCCCAUUUUUCAAUGCCCCCAGGUAGGAGUGGUACCACCCUCAGUUAACUGCAUAACUUCAGCCUAAUGCUUUAUGUUUUAGUAUCAUCCCUAUGAUUUGAAAAUAUGUUGUCAUGAUCAUUAGAACUUGCCUGGAAUUAAUAAAACCAAAUUCUAUUAUUCACAUUAUCUUUCAUAUAGAUCCUUAGAGGUUUAAAUAUAAGUUCUUUGCAGAUUUCUUCCUCCAUUGCUCUUUACUGUGUAUAUUCAGUAUGUAUUUCUUGGGCACAGAUUUCUGUAUGCACAGAUGAGCUACAGCUAUUGUGGAUUUAAUGUUUUCUUUGAAGAAAAGGAAUGAUCCCUCUUACGAAGUCACCCUCUUUUUAGUAACAAAGACUUAUCCCUUUCUUUUUGUUUCUCAAGCACUUGAGAACUAAGCACUGUGCUAAGACUUGACAUACUUUAGUCAUCUCAUCCUCUGGACCACUGUGGUACCGGCUCCACUGGAAUCUCUGUCUUACCGACGAAGAAGCUGAGGUUUAGGAAGGAUCCUGCCACAGAGCCUUCAGGGGGCAAGGCCACCAUCUGAAUCCCUCUUACCUGCCAUUUUACCUUUGACGUUGCUUUAUGUUCUUUAUGAAUUUGAUUCCUAAUGUCAGUCUCUCUAUCCAUCCCGCAACCUCAUCACCCUACCUAAAUACCACACUCAUAGAUUCAUAAUUACAAAACAAAAGUCUACAAAAAAAAAGUCAUCUAUUGAUGAUGUUGAACAUCCUGAAAAGACGGGUAUUUUUUUUUUCAUUUUUGAAGUUUUCAAGCACCCUCCCUAUAUUUUGUGCCUGAGAUGACGAUCCACUAUCUGCCAUGUUGCUAUAGCAGAUGGAUAAUUUAACUCAGUAGUAGGAGGUUCUAUAGGUUAUCACCCUAUGAAACUCAUAUCUUUUGUAUUAAAACCUCAAUUCUUUAUUUUCGAAGGGUGACUAGGAGAAACUUGGCAUACUACCAUAAAUCAGAGAGAAGUUGAACUAUAGCAAUUUAAUUGGAUACAUAUUCGUUGACUUCAAACCAGUUUUUUGUAUAUUUUCAAAGAACUGUUGCUAGUUCUGCUUCCUGUUCUAAAAUGCUGAAAUGGCAAUGUUUUCCUUUGUAUUCCUAUAAGUAAAUGCAUUGGUUAUUAGAUUGAUACAUUAUUCAGUUCCUGGUAAAGAAGUAGUUAGAAGCCCUGUUUGCUUUUAAGAAUUUACUAAUUUGUCAUCCUUUAGAUUACAAGGAAUUCAAUUUGCAACAUGUGAUGUCAAUCUUCCUAGGCUUCUUUUGAGUGAGUUUUGAACUUUGGUUAAAUAAAACAACUUUUUUUUUUUUUGAGAUGGAGUCUCACUCUAUUGCCAAGGCUGGAGUGCGGUGGCGUGAUCUUGGCUCACUGCAACCUCCACCUCCCGGGUUCAGGCAAUUCUCUGCCUCAGCCUCCCGAAUAGCUGGGAUUACAGGCGCCCGCCACCAUGCCUGGCUAAUUUUUGUAUUUUUAGUAGAGACGGGGUUUCACCAUCCUGGCCAGGCUGGUCUUGAACUCCUGACCUCGUGAUCCGCCUGCCUCGGCCCCCUAAAGGGCUGGGAUUACAGGCAUGAGCCACUGCGCCCAGCAUAAAUAAAAAAAAAUUUAAACUAUUAUAUAAUUUAGGAUUUUCAGGAAUGAAGGUUGAUUCUUUAUAAACCAAAUUUGAUUUUGUGAGGUUUUGCAGAAUUUAAUUUUACUUGGCUAAAUAUGACUCUUUUAUAUGGUCACAGUUUUUUCAAUGAUUAAUUUGGUAAGAAAUAUUUUGUUUUCCUUCUUGGCAUUAUCAUGAGUUAUGGCUUCCUGUACACAUUCCUGCCAUUUUAGCUGUGUACUUUUUCUUUGAAGCUGCCAUAUGUUAACAACCCAAGAGAGAUGGUAUUUACUGGAGAGAUCAUCACUUGUUGCUAAUUUGAUUUUUCAGAUUCUCUGAGCUCUUAUAAAAGAGAACGAGCAUGCUGAUGAAUGUUUUCCUGCCCUGACUGCUUUGAGGAGCUAGUGUUUGCUGCCCUGGGCCCUUAGUCCUGUUAUGUUUUGGACUUGGGGAUGGCCACUGUGUCUAAUCCACUUUCCAUUGAGGCUUUUCUGUAACUGGGGAGGGCUAGAUCACUGUAGGGGUGGACAACCCUGAGUGAAUGCACUGCAAUUUAAUAUUUAUGGCCAGUACAGAAACCAUCAAGAAUUGCUUAAGGAUUUACUGACUUGGCAUCAUCAAAAAUUUAUGAGGCAGGCAUGCUCAUAUUCCACAAGCCUGCAUAGUCAUAGAAUGUUGUUUUAUUUUUCUUUUGACAUUAUGCUUUCUGGAGUCUUAAUAACUCAUUAACAACUGAUGACACACUUUGCUUUUUGGUUUAAUUAUAACCAAAUUUUAUUUGCCAAAAUGAUGUUUAAUUUUUGGUGUAUUAACCCAUUAUGAAUAUCUCUCUUUUCCUAUGUUUACUAUGACUGCUUUAUACUUCCAGUCUCCCCAAUUCUGAUAUUUUCCUUCCCCAAGAAAGAACCAAAUACAAUUAUAUUACGAUUGCAUGGUCUAUCUGGUUUGGACAGGGUGACUGAAAUCUUGGGCUUCUUUUUAACUCUGAAUUGGAUCCAGCAUUCUACUUUGCUUUAUAUGUACCAAUUAUGUUGGGUGAGACAUAUACAUUGGAAUUUGGCAAGUGUCUGUAUACCCUUCACCCAACUCCAUUGUUUUCAGAGACUGAGUAACAGUAGUGGCUGGAUACCAACUUCAUGUCUGCCCUAAGAAGGUCACCAAACACUGACAUUCCCCAGUGGUCUGGAAUCCUGCAAAUCUGUCAGCCUUUGGAAGUGAAGUAAUUCUCCCCUAAAGAUUAUAGAGAAAUUCUCUGAAGUCAAAGCUGAUGAAAUGUCUGGAGUUACUCUAGGAUAAAAUUUUAAUUUAUUUCAAAAAAUACCUUUAGCAUAAAAUAAAAUUUUUGAAAUGAAUGAAAAAUGUUUAUCAUACAACUUCUAUAACAGAGCCCCUGGUUGCAUUUUUGGCAUUCUCUUCUGUGCUUGCAGCACAGGAAAGCUUUUUACACACUUGUACUGAGAAAGAGGAUGCAAUUUUACAUCCUCUGGCUGUCCUUAACCUUAUAGGACAAUAGUGAGAGCAUGGCACCAAUUAAUCCUCAUAACUGUAGUUUGAGACAAAUUUAUUAUUCCCAAUCUACCAAUGUGUGAAACUGAGGCUCAGUGAAUCAACAGAGUGGCUCAAGUUUCUGUAUAUGGGAAGUAAAGAACUGGAAUGAGACUCAUCUGUCUCACUUCAGAGCCAUACUCUUCAUUAUACACUUCUGUGUCCCUGGUUGCAUUAUAAUAUUCCAAUUUAUUAUUUUUUAUGUACAUAACAGUCCAAGAAUCAAUAUACUGUGACUUACUUAACUACCUCCUUAUUCUGAGGUGUUUAAUGAUUAUUUCAUGAAUUUGUUUCUGAAGAUAAAGUGCCAAGAUUGGGAUUAAUGACCCAAAGAAUGCAGUCAUUUUUAUGGCUUCAUACAUACUGCAGAUUGAUUUGCAGGUUAUAGCAAUUUAAUUGAUACUACCAAUCCAUCCUUUCUAAUAAUAAGCAUUAUUUUUUAAAAGAUUAUUAGUAUAAUAACAGAGUGGUAUUUAAUUCAUGCCUUGUUUUUGCAUAUCUUUGACUAAUACAUUCAACUUGUUUUUUUGUGCCUUUAUAAGUUUUUUUUGAGACAGGGUCUCACUCUGUCACCUAGGCUGGAGUGCAGUGGCAUUAUCUCGGCUCACUGCAACCUCCACCUCCUGGGCUCAAGCAAUCCUCCCAUCUCAGUCUUCUGAGUAGCUGGAAGUACAGGCAUGUGCCACCAUGGCCUGGCUUGGUAGAGACGGGAUUAUGCCAUGUUGCCUAGAGUGGUCUCGAACUCCUGGGCUCAAGUGAUCCACCUGCCUUGGCUUCCAAAAGUGGUGGGAUUACAGAGUGAGCCACCAUGCCGGGCCUACUUUUUUUCAUUCUGUGUUUCACUCACGUCCGUGUGAAGAGACCACCAAACAGGCUUUGUGUGAGCAACAAGGCUGUUUAUUUCACCUGGGUGCAGGCAGGCUGAGUCUGAAAAGAGAGUCAGCGAAGGGAGAUAGGGGUGGGGCUGUUUUAUAAGAUUUGGGUAGGUAAAGGAAAAUUACAGUCAAAGGGGGGUUGUUCUCUGGCGGGCAGGAGUGGGGGGUCACAAGGUGCUCAGUGGGGGAGCUUUUGAGCCAGGAUGAGCCAGGAGAAGGAAUUUCACCAGAUAAUGUCAUCAGUUAAGGCAGGAACAGGCCAUUUUCACUUCUUUUGUGGUGGAAUGUCAUCAGUUAAGGCAGGAACCGGCCAUCUGGAUGUGUACGUGCAGGUCACAGGGGCUAUGAUAGCUUAGCUUGGGCUCAGAGGCCUGACAUUCCUGUCUUCUUAUAUUAAUAAGAAAAAUAAAACGAAAUAGUAGUAAAGUGUUGGGAUGGUGAAAAGUUUUGGGGGUGGUAUGGAGAGAUAAUGGGCGAUGUUUCUCAGGGCUGCUUCGAGCGGGAUUAGGGGUGGCGUGGGAACCUAGAGUGGGAGAGAUUAAGCUGAAGGAAGAUUUUGUGGUAAGGGGUGAUAUUGUGGGACCGUUAGAAGAAACAUUUGUCAUUUAGAAUUAUUGGUGAUGGCCUGGAUAAGGUUUUGGAUGAACUGAAAAACUAAACGGAAUAAGAGAAGGAGAAAAAUAGGUAUUAAAGGUCUAAGAAUUGGGAGGACCCAGGACAUCUAAUUAGAGAGUGCCUAAGGAGGUUCAGCAUAGUCCUGCCGGCAAAGAUUAUUUAUUUACUUCAAGAGUUAAGAGCGGCAGUUUGGGGAUAGCACCAGGAGAUAUCAGCUGUGAUGGCUUGGAAAAACAGUGUAAACCGGCAGCGUAAACAAGAGCAGGGCAUGUAUGAGUAGUUGAGAACAGUGAAUAGGAGUAUGACUAGACAGAAGAUAGUAGGGAUGACAAGUUUUUUGGGGCACAGUCCAAGUUGGUCUGGUGUCUGGAAUGAGACUGGGGCCUAAUAAAAAGGAGCGUCCAUACAGGAGCUCAAAUGGGCUGUACCCUGUAGCAUUCCGAGGACAGGCCUAAAUUCUGAGAAGGGAAAGAGGUAAAAGUAUUGUCCAGUCUUUUUUAAGUUGGUGGCUGAGCUUGGUGAGGUGUGUUUUUAAAAGACCAUUAGUCUGUUCUACCUUUCGUGAAGACGGAGGACCAUAAGGGAUAUAAAGGUUUCACUGAAUACUAAGAGCCUGAAAACCUGCUUGGCUGAUUCGACUAAUAAAGGCUCGUCUGUUAUCAGACUGUAUUGAGGUGGGAAGGCUAAACUGAGGAAUUAUGUCUGACAGAAGGGAAGAAAUGACUGCUGUGGCCUUCUCAGACCCUGUAGGAAAGGCCUCUACCCAUCCAGUGAAAUGGCUACCCAGGCUAAGAGGUAUUUUAAUUUUCUGACUUGGGGCAUGUGAGUAAAGUCAAUUUGCCAGUCCUGGGCAGGGGCAAAUCCCCGAGCUUGAUGUGUAGGGAAGGGAGGAGGCCUGAACAAUCCCCAAGGGGUAGUAGAAUAGCAGAUGGAACACUGAGAAGUGAUUUCCUUGAGGAUAGAUUUCCAGGAUGGAAAGGAAAUGAGAGGUUCUAAGAGACGGGCUAGCGGCUUGUAACCUAUGUGGAAGAGGUUAUGAAAUGACGAGAGAAUAGAAUGGGACUGUGAGGCUGCAAGGAGAUAUUUUCCUUGGUCUAAGAACCAUUUGCCUUGUGUGGGAAGAGACUGAUAGGUGGAAGUUUCAGCGGGGGAGUGACCGAUGUGAAGGAGAAAAACUGGCCGUGAGGGACAGAAGUUGGAGAGCUAGCUGCUUGUCUAGCCACCUUAUCAGCAUAAGCGUUGCCUAGAGCAAUGGGAUCUGACGCCUUUUGAUGGCCUUUGCAGUGAAUGACUCCAGCUUCCUUUGGAAGUGAAGCAGCCUUGAGCAGAGUUUUUAUUAAAGAGGCAUUAAUGAUGGAGGACCCUUGCGUAGUGAGGAAACCUCUUUCAGCGCAUAUAACAGCAUGGUGGUGUAUGAUAUGGAAGGCAUAUUUAGAGUCAGUAUAAAUAUUGACGUGUCGUCCUUUUGCAAGAGUGAGGGCUUGAGUUAAGGCAACUAGUUCGGCUUUCUGAGAGGUAGUGGAGCGGGGGCAGAGUGGUAGCCUUGAUGAUAGAUGUGGAAGCUACUAUAGCAUAGCCUGCCUUUGCUGGUGAGUGGCGAUUAGGCCUGGUGGAACUGCCAUCAAUAAACCAAAUGUGAUCAGGGUGAGGAACAGGAAAGAAGGAAAUAUGGGGAAAUGGGGUGAAUGUUAGGUGGAUCAGAGAGAUACAGUCAUGAGGGUCAGGUGUGGUAUCCGGAAUAAUGUGGGAGGCCAGAUUGAAGUCCAUGCCAGGAACAGUGGUAAUUGUGGGACACUCAACAAAGAGUGAGUACAGCUGAAGGAGCUGGGGGAGCAGAAAGUAUAUGCCUCAGGUGUGAGGAAGAAAAUAGAUUUUGGAAGUUAUGAGAACUGUAGAGAGUGAGUUGAGCAUAGUUUGUGAUUUUGAGGGCCUCUAAAAGUAUUAAAGCAGUGGUAGCCACUGCACACAGACAUGAGGGCUGGGCUAAAACAGUAAGGUCAAGUUGUUUGGACAGAAAGGCUACAGGGUGCGGUCCUGGCUCUUGUGUAAGAAUUCUGACCUCACUAUCCAUGCCUAGGAAGGAAAGGAGUUGUUGUUUUGUAAGGGAUUGAGGUUUGGGAGAUUAGUCAGACAUGAUCAGCCGGGAGAGCAUGUGUGUUUUUAUGAGAAUUAUGCCGAGAUAGGUAACAGAUGAGGAUGAAAUUUGGGCUUGAUUGAAGUAAUGGGGGCUGUCUGUGAAGCCUUGUGGCAGUACAGCCCAGGUAAUCUGCUGAGCCUGAUGGGUGUCAGGGUCAGUCUAAGUGAAAGCGAAGAGAGGCUGGGAUGAAGGGUGCAAAGGGAUAGUAAAGAAAGCAUGUUUGAGAUCCAGAACAGAAUAAUGGGCUGUGGAGGGAGGUAUUGAGGAUAGGAGAGUAUAUGGGUUUGGCACCACGGGGUGGAUAGGCAAAACAAUUUCAUUGAUAAGGCGCAGAUCCUGAACUAACCUGUAAGGCUUGUCUGGUUCUAGGACAGGUAAAAUGGGGGAAUUAUAAGGAGAGUUUAUAGGCUUUAAAAGGCCAUGCUGUAACAGGUGAGUGAUAACAGGCUUUAAUCCUUUUAAAGCGUGCUGUGGGAUGGGAUAUUGGCAUUGAGCAGGGUAAGGGUGAUUAGGUUUUAAUGAGAUGGUAAGGGGUGCAUGAUCGGUCACCAAGGAGGGAGUAGAGGUAUCUUAUACUUGUGGGUUAAAGUGGGGGGAUACAAGAGGAGGACACAAAGGAGGCUUUGGAUUGGGAAGAAGGGCGGCAAUGAGAUUCAGCUGUAGUCCAGGAAGAGUCAGGGAAGCAGAUAAUUUAGUUAAAGUGUCUCAGCCUAAUAAGGGAACUGGACAGGUGGGGAUAAUUAAAAAGGAGUGCUUAAAAGAGUAUUGUCAAAGUUGGCACCAGAGUUGGGGAGUUUUAAGAGGUUUAGAAGCCUGGCCGUCAAUACCUACAACAGUUAUGGAGGCAAGGGAAACAGGCCCUUGAAAAGAAGGUAAUGUGGAGUGGGUAGCCUCCGUAUUGAUUAAGAAGGGGAAGGACUUACCCUCCACUGUGAGAGUUACCCAAAUCUCGGCAUCCAUGAUGGUCUAGGGGGCUUCCAAGGCGAUUUGGCAGUGUCAGUCUUCAGCUGCUAAGCCGAGAAGAUCUGGGAAGGAGUCAGUCAGAGAGCCUUGGGCCAGAGUUCCAGGGGCUCUGGGAGUGGCUGCCAGGUGAGUUGAACAGUCCGAUUUUCAGUGGAGUCCCGCACAGAUGAGAUGCGGCUUAGGAGGAAUCCUGGGCUGCGGGCAUUCCUUGGCCUGGUGGCCAGAUUUCUGGCACUUGUAGCAAGCUCCUGGGGGAGGCAGGCCUGGAGGAUCUCCUGGUCACUGCGGUUUAGGCAUUUGGAAGUUCUUGUGUGCUGGAGAUGUGGCUGGGGUUUGUCUCACAGUGGAGGCAAGGAAUUGCAACUCAGAAAUAUGUUGCUACUUGGCUGCCUCUACUCUAUUAUUGUACACCUUGAAGGCACGGUUAAUUAAGUCCUGUUGUGGGGUUUGAGGGCUGGAAUUUAAUUUUUGGAGUUUUAUUUAAUGUCGGGAGCAGAUUGGGUAAUAAAAUGUAUAUUGAGAAUAAGACGGCCUUUUGACCUUUUAGGGUCUAGGGCUGUAAAGCGUCUCAGGGUUGCUGCCAAAUGAGCCAUGAACUGGGCUGGGUUUUUAUCGUCACCGAAAAAGAGCCUAAAUGCUAUCUGAUUUGGGAAAAAGAAAAAGGAGCAUUCACCUUGACUAUGCCUUUAGCUCCAGCCACCUUUUUAAGAGGAAAUUGCUGGGCAGGUGGGGGAGGGCUAGUCACGGAACGAAACUGUAAGCCAGACCGGGUGUGAGGAGGGGAGGUGAUAAAAGGAUCUAUAGGGUGGAGGAGCAGAGGCCGAGGAAGAAUUUGGACCUAGCUUGGCCUGGUGAGGAGGGGAGAGGUCAGAUGGGUCUGUAGAAAAGGAAGAUUAGAAAGACUUAGCGACGCUUGGGGUUGAGACUGAGGGGACAGGCAGGAGGGAAAGAAGGAAGAUUUGGGAUGAGUUGUACUGGGAACAGAGACUAGGGAGGGACCGAUGUGUAAAAGAAUGUCUGGACGUCAGGCACCUCAGACCGUUUGCCUAUUUUAUGACAAGAAUUAUUUAGAUCUUGUAGGAUGGAAAAAUUGAACGUGCCGUUUUCUGGCUAUUUGGAACCACUGUCGAGUUUGUAUUGGGGUCAAGCGGCAUUGCAGAAGAAAAUAAGACAUUUAGGUUUUAGGUCAGGUGUAAGUUGAAUAGGUUUUAGGUUUUUAAGAACACAGGCUAAGGGAGAAGAAGGGGGCAAUGGAGGGCAGAAGCUUGCCCAUAGUGAAGGAGGCAAGCCCAGAGAAGAGAGAGAGUAGAGACACGGAGAGAAGGGGUGGGGGGUUCUUGCCCCCUAGAAAAGCUGUACUUGCCACUAAGGGUGAAGGACCAAGGCAGGCGUCCCCGCGUGGUCAGACACCUCUGAAACGUGGGUGAAUAAUCAUGCAGGCGUCCCCGUGUGAUUAAACACCAAGCGAAGACUGUCUUCCCGAGUCCGUGAACAGCGCCAGAGUUUUGGGUCCACAGAUAAAACGCGUCUCCUUCAUCUCUACCAGAAAAGGAAAGGAACUGAAAUUAAGAGAAGGGAGAGAUUGAAGUGUGGCGCCAAGAUUGAAAGGAAAAAGAGGUUGAGGGAUAGUGAGAGAGGUUGGAGAAGAGAGUAAAAAGAGGCCGCUUACCAGAUUUAAAAUUGGUGAGAUGUUCCUUGGGCGGGUUGGUCUGAGGACCAGAGGUCAUAGGUGGAUCUUUCUCAUAGAACAAAGAGCAGGAGGACAGGGGAUUGAUCUCCCAAGGGAGGUCCCCCGAUCCGAGUCACGGCACCAAAUUUCACUCGCGUCCGUGUGAAGAGACCACUAAACAGGCUUUGUGUGAGCAACAAGGCUGUUUAUUUCACCUGGGUGCAAGCGGGCUGAGUCCGAAAAGAGAGUCAGCGAAGGGAGAUAGGGGUGGGGCUGUUUUAUAAGAUUUGGGUAGAUAAAGGAAAAUUACAGUCAAAGGGAGGUUCUCUGGCGGGCAGGAGUGGGGGUCACAAGGUGCUCAGUAGGGGAGCUUUUGAGCCAGAAUGAGCCAGGAGAAGGAAUUUCACCAGAUAAUGUCAUCAGUUAAGGCAGGAACAGGCCAUUUUCACUUCUUUUGUGGUGGAAUGUCAUCAGUUAAGACAGAAACUGGCCAUCUGGAUGUGUACUUGCAGGUCACAGGGGAUAUGAUGGCUUAGCUUGGGCUCAGAGGCCUGACAGUGUGUUGUCUAUGUCCUUUGUCUAUUGGUUUUAUUUUGAAGGAGGCACCUAGUGGUUUUCUUCUCUUUAUAUAAUAUGGUUAUCAAUCAUUUUUCCUAUUUGUAUGUGUGUGUGUAUUUGUGAAAUUAACCCCCAUCAUGAUUAAUAAUGGACCAAGAACAAAGUAUAAAAAAUAAUAUCAUGUUGAGAUAAAGGUGUAGAAUGGAUUUUAAACUUCUUAAGGCAUUAGGGUGCAAAUGAUGUACUAAACAACAUAGACCGAUCUUUCUGAGUAAAAACAUUCUAUUUCCACUCUGUGUAUUAAUAUGCAUUGGACCUGGCCUUUCAAACAAAUGUGAUAUUCAGGGAACUGCCACAAUUGAGACCUUAAUAAACCAGUUUCACUUUCUUCAGUAAAUCUGUGAAAGCUAUUAUUUUACAUUUUCUCCACUGUUAAAAUACAGAAACUGAGAGAAGUACUCAGUAUCCUACCCAAGACCUUAUUUUUCUUCAGGAUGCAUCUCAUGUUUUGUACUUCACUGUCUUUGGCUGUUUUUUUCUUUAUUAUUUCCCAUUUUCUUAAGUUGAUCCAUUAUAAAAACAACUCCUGCUUACAGGACUAUUUUUUUCCUUCCAGAGGCGUGCUGUUAUUUCAUAGGUGAACGGAUAGUGUCCUGAUGGUGUCUGUGGCCCUUGAAGCUGCAGUUUAAGGAGGGGGUUCAAAGAAAUGGUAGAGAAAGGUCGUCCCUGUCCUGGAAGAAUGCCAGAUAGGAUGACCUUUGAAACUGUCACCAGGGGCAUGAAAAAUGGGUUUGCAAUAGUUCCCUGCCCUUCUCUGCACAGACGAUAUACAGCAUUUGAUAUUAAGGCAAAGAUCCUUUUCCAUUGAUGAUGUGUAAUCAUAAAUCAUAAGAAAUUUCUAUGAUUUCGGAUUCAAGAAGGCACCUUUCUACCUGUUGCAGCUGUUGGGAGUCAUUCUCCCUCCAGCCCGACCAUGUCUUCCCACGGCUUUUGGCUGCUCCCAUUGGCUUUCACAUUCUCCUCUCCACCUUUGGACUAUCCCCUACCCUUAUCUAUCCACACAUUCACUUCCUACAUUCCUUCCAUGCCUAAUCAGGACAGCUCCUCUGACCACCUUAACUUCCCAGGAUGUCUGCGUGCUCUGGAUAAAGUGCGCUAAGCCCCGCCCCUCCCCGUGUGAUCUGAGUCGGGCCCCACUGACUCUCCUGUAUACACAUCCUCUGUCCUCCUUGGACCCAUAUUUAUAGUCAGUCUCUCUGUUCCCACCCUGCAUGGCACUUGACCUGAUGCUGGGAAGGUAAUCAUUAUCCUUCCCUUAAUGUUUCAGGAUUAUUCAUUCUAUUUUGCCACAUCUAGUGUAAUAUUUAAUAGCAUCUAUGAAGAAGACUGAAGACUAUAAAUAAAUGCUCUCUUUAGUAUUGAGAGGGUUUUAUACAAUAUAAAAUUUAGAGUACAUUUUUUUCUCAGGAGGUCUGACAUUAAUAUUAAUCGUGAGCCCCAAAGUAGAAGCUUUUAUAUUUUAGCAUAAUGAAGUUUACCAUAUGUUUCAAAGUCACUUGCAAUUGUGCUUCUCAUAAUGACAAUUAGAAAGGUCAUCCUGUCUUGCCAGGCUCCAUUAGGUAUAUAAACCAGCUCGUGGCUGUCACCGUGAAAUGUGUUAAGGCACUUGUAUGCAAAUUCAAGGGGAGACAUGAUAUUUUUUAUCCCAAAGUGUAGCUGUUUACAACUAAUUACCAAACACGGAACAAGCCUAUUGUUUGCCUUUACAUGAUAUAUGGGCAUAGAAGUUUCUAAAGCAAAUUCUCCUCUGUCUUUUCAUUGAUUAAAUUAUAUGAAGUCACCCUCUUCCAUGAAGCAUUACGUGAUGAGGUCCCCAAAGCACUGAAUAAAGAAAUUUGUCAUUAAGACACUGGUGUAUUUCUGAUCUGUAUAUUUUUUUUCUGCUUCACUCGAAAAACUUAUUAUCUGCAUGAAAGUAUGGAAACUGUUAUUGUAUUUAACUCUCUACAUGUGAACCUUGAAGAAAUGAUGGGGUGAAGGUGAAAUGAAAGGGAGGAGGUGAGGAGGUGGCACAAGUAAUGUUUUCUUAUGGAACUUGAAGAGGGAUAAACCUACAUUAGAACCAAAGCAGGUAAUUCCUGGGAAACUGAAGCAUGCCAUUGUGGAUGUGGGUCAUGGGAACUGAUGCUGGAAAAAAAUAGUUCCUAAUCUGGUUUGGGAAUGGCAAAUUUGGUUGCCACAAUUGAAAUAUUAAUAUACUUCUUUGUAUGAAUGCCCUUUCAUUUAUGCCUUUUUUUUUUCUUUAAGAGGCGUUUUUUCUCUAAGACAGGCUAAACUUCUGUAUUCAAGCCUUUAGAGUUUGCAAACAUUUAUCAAUAGAUAAGAAAGAUAGAUAAAAAGUCCUGGAUUCAUUAGUGCACAGCCAUGGUCUCUACAGUUUUGAAGUUUCUCACUUGGGAGAAUACUGGAGAAGAACCUGUGGCCCGUGAAGCAUUUGACUGUUAAUAUUUCAUACUAUUCAAAUGCUUUAAUUUAAAAAAUUAAUCUAUGAAUUUAACAUAUAUUCAUGGGAUGCAGACACUGCAGAGAGCUGCCUCUUCCUGGCCUUUGUGUUUGAACUGUGUUCUGGUUGCUUAAGCACCCAUCUAUCUGGAAUGGUUUGUGUUCAGGUUUUCCAGAGGAAAGGAUGACUCCAUGUUCCUCAAGGAACUUUCCAGGCAAAUGAAUUUACUAUUUUUUAAUAUUAAAAAUGAUCCUCUUUAUUGAGAGUGAUAGACUAAGGGAGGAAUAAACAGUUUUAAUAGCCCUGUGACACAUAAGCGGAGGAAAAGACCCCCUCCAUGCUUAUGUAAAUAGGAAGGAGAACAACUGUAGCAAGAAUAUAGAAAAGGACUCGUUUCUUCUCUCUUCCACUCUCGUUUUUUGCCCUUUGGCCUAAAGCUGUUAACAUUGGGUGAAUGUCCCUGUGGUCAUCUUGCAUUAUACCUCAUGUUCUGUUUGUUAUUGAUAGGGAUGGAUAUCUGAGAGUCUGUAUCAAGAGUUACAUGUAAGUUUGUGUAAGGCCCUUCUUUUGCUUCUACAUUUUUGCUCAUUGUAUGGAUGCAUUUUGUAGGACUGUGAGCUUAUAUUUAAAACACCUGUGCGGCAGUGGACCCCUGUGUCACCGCCUGGCCUCUCAUUCAGAAGCCUUAGCUGUUCCUCAACUCCUACAACACAUGUUGAGCGCCUCUCAGGUGCCAGCUACUGUAAUAGGCACUGGGGAGUGGAAGGGUGACAAGAUGUGAUUCCUGACCUCGAGAGCUUUGCAGUCACUGGUGGAGGAGGCACAUGUACACAGCAAAUAGGGCACGAUGUGUUGAAGUAUGAAAUGAAGCAAUAAACAAUGGGUGUCAAGACAGCAGAGAUAAGGACAACCAAGGAUGCCUUCGAGGAGCCAGGGAGAGCCUCACAGAGGAGGCAGGGCAUGCACCGUGGCUUGGGGAUGGAAGGGGCAGAAAUAGUGUUGUUUUAGGGAAGAGGAGAGCACAGACUCAGAGGUCGGAGGAACGUGGCACAUCUAGGAGACAGGGAUCCAAUCCCAGCCCUACCACUUAGCAGCUGUGUAACUUUGGGAAAGUUUGCUAAUCACUCUGAGUAUGUUUCCUCCCACGUAAAGUAGAAAUAAUACUACUACUAAUAUUGACCUCUUAGGACCAUGAGUAGAUAAAGUAAUAAUACAUGUAACAAUCUUGGCUUAGUGCCCUAGCAUAUCAUAAGGACUCAAUAAAUAUUAGUUUAUGUGAUUAUUGAUCUGGCUGGACUGAAGGGUGUAAGAGUGAGAAUGAUAGGAGAUGAGGCUGGAGAAGUGGACAGAGCCACACCAUGAGAUACCUUUUCACCAGGCUGGGGUUUUCAAGAUUUCUGAAAGGUCGUGGCUAGCCAUUAAAAUAACUUGGUUUCUGUACCCUCCACUGCUCCUGAACAUUCUUGUAUUACAGUUGUGUUAGUCUGUUUGCAUUGCUAUCAAGGAAUACCUGAGACAGGGUAAUUUAUAAAGAAAAUAAGUUUAUUUGGCUUAUAGUUCUGCAGGCUGUACAUGAAAUAUAGUGCUGCCAUCUGCUUCUGGCAAGGCCUCAGGAAGCUUACAAUCAUGGCGGAAAGGGCAGGGGAGCCAGCCAGCGUGUCACAUGGCGAGAGAGGGAGCAAGAGGCGAGGUGGAGGUGCCAAGCUCUUUUUAAACAACCGGCUCUUGUGUGAACUCAUUACCACAGAAAGGGCACCAAGCCAUGCGUAAGGGACUCGUCCCCAUGACACCAGCACCUCCCACAAGGCCCCACCUCCAACAUUGAGGAAUCACAUUUCAACAUGAGAUUUGGAGGGGGCAAACAUCUAAACUAUAUCAAAAGUCGAUGAUUAAACACAGUCUCAUAUAAAUGUUCUACCUCAAAAAAAACCCAAACAUUACACACCUAUUAUAGCUAAGAUAAAAAAUACUGACAACACCAAGUGCUGCCAAGAAGGUGGAGCAGGCCAAUUGCUCAUAUAUCUCUGGUGGGAUGUGUCAGUAUCGCUGGUGGGGAUGUAACAGUAGAGCCAUCUGGAAGACAGUGCCAGUGGCUUAUGGAGUUAAACAUUACACUUGCCAUGUGACCUGGCAAUUCCACUCCUGGGUACUUAUUUAUCCUCUAGAAAUAAAAAUUUAUGUCCCACAAAACUGUGAUGAAUAUUUAUAGCAGCUUUAUUCAUAAUUGCCUAAAACUGAAAACAAGUCAAAUGUCCUUCACUGAGUGGAUAGAAUAACAAACUAUGGUACCUUCACAUAAUGGAACACGACUCAGUAAUAAGGAACAAACUAUCAAUAUACACAACAACCUGGCUGCAUCUCAAAUGCAUUGUACCGAGUGAAAGAAACCAGUCUCAAAAGGCUACAGCUGUAGCAUCCUAUUCAUAUGAUGCUCUGGAAGAGACCUCUAAGGGCAGGGUUUAGGAAUUGGGAGAGGGGCUGGGGAAGGGUCUGAUUAGAAAUUAACAGCCCAGGGGAAUUCUUGGUUUUGUUUUUAUUUGUUUUUUGUUGUUGCUGUUGUUUUUUGAGACGGAGUCUCGCUCUGUCACCCAGGCUGGAGUGCAGUGGCGCGACCUCAGCUCACUGCAAGCUCCGCCUCAGCCCAAGGGAAUUCUUUAGGGGCCUUGGAAUUGUUCUGUAUCCUGUUUGUGGUGAUGGUUACAAGUUACAGCCCAUAGAACUGUACAACAAGUGAAUUUUACUGCGUGUAAAUUUUUAAAAAAUUUUAAAAACUUGAAGACAUAUAGCUCAUUUACCACGUGCUUUACCUGUCUUAUCUCAUUAAUCCUCUCUAUGAGGUUGAUGUUAUUAUUACAGGUCGAACAUUCCUAAUCUGAAAAUCCAAAAUCUGGAAUGCUCCAAAAUCUGAAACUAAUUUUGAGGCCUGACAUGAUGCUCAAAGGAAAAGCUCACAGAAGCAUUUCGGAUUUUGGAUUUUCAAAUUAGAGAUUCUCCACAGGUAAUUAUGCAGAUCUUCCAAAAGCUGAAAAAAAUCUGAAAUCCACAACACUUUUGGUCCUAAGCAUUUCAGAUAAGGGAUACUCAACCUGGAUCUCUAUUAGUGCAUUAUUAUCUACUACUACUAUUAUUAUUGACUAAGCAGAGGCUUUGUGAGGUUUGGCCCAAACCCACAUACCUUCCAGGGGGCAAAGCCUGGCACAAGCCAGGUGUGCACACUCCCCAGACCCUGAAUUUCCACAGCAUUGCGAGUCACCCCUCAAGGAGUCACAGAGUGGGUGGUAGAUCUUUCUCAGGCUCUUGUACAGGCUGUACCUCAGUUAUCCAGCUCGCUGGUCAGUGUGGUUGCUCUGUGCAUCAUGCUGGUGCAACUUUUACAAAUGUGCAAAUGUUUUAAAUGCUUAGUAUCAGAGAGGGAGUUGCCUACUGAAUAUUUUCUGACCUCUUAACUUGUGCUGUUGGCUAAGUUAAAUUUGGCUUCUUUUCAAGGAACUGUUACCUCCCUAGAGGGUUUGUAUGGUGACACCCAUAAAAAUCUUAUUCAGUUUUUGUUCAAUUCACAGCUUUAACUUAGUCUCCUUAAAAAUCACUCAGGUUGUAACCAAAGGCUGCUCUAUGGCUGAGUAGAAUUGUUAAUUAUUAAUAACUGUUAAUCAACUACAUAGUCAACCUCAGACAAGAGGGCAAGAGAUAAUUCCUUAGACACACACACAAAAAGAGCAAAAUGUUAAGGUUAGAAAACAGUAAAAACGAUGAAGAUAUUUAAUUCUUUUUGCAUACUUUGUAAUUAUUUGUUUAAAUAUCUAUUUCCCUAGCCUCUGUGCCAGUUUUUCUUGUUGUUUUUUAUUUUUAUUUUUUUAAGAGAGGGUCUUGUGUUGUUGCCCAGGCUGGAGUCCAGUGGUGCAACCAUGACUCACUGCAUCCUCCCACUCCUGGGCUUUGAUCCUCCCACGUCAGGCUCCCAAGCAUCUGGGACUACAGGCAUGCACCACCAUGCCUGGCUAAUUUUUAAAACAUUUAUUUUUGUAGAGAUAGGAUCUCUCUCUGUUUCCCAGGCUGGCCUUGAACUUCUGGUCUCAAGCAAUCCUCUCACCAAUCCUCUCACCUCAGUCUCCCAAAGUGCUGGGAUUACGUGAGCCAUUGCGCCCAGCCUUUUCAAGGCUAUUAGUUUUCUGCCCCCAGUUCCUGUAAUCCUUGCAUAGAAUAGGGGCUUAGUAAAGGUUUGCUGAGUUAGAACUCCAUUUCAAUGGAUAUUGAACUUGAGAACUGAGUGAGACUUGUGGAGUAUGGUAUUUCAAAGUAUUAUUUAUCCAACAGUCUGAUAUUUCAGAAUCAUUCAUUUGCCAACUCCUAUGUAGGUACUUUGGAGAUAUUAUUUGAGUUAUUCCUUAUGACAUCCCAUGCAGCAAACAUAUUCCUUCCUAAAUGAGGAAGCUGAGGCUAGGAGUGAUGAGCUGAUUUGCUUGUUAUGCACACUGGAUGGAGUGUGAGCUGUGUCAGACACGUGAAUUCAGAUCCUCAUUGUGCCACAUCACAGGGACAUGAGAUGGGGUGGCUCUUUCACUUCUGUGAGCCUCACUUUCCCCCUCAUUCAUUUAUGUAACCAAUGGUGGGUCCAGGUUUUGUGAGGACUGGAGCUUACACAAUUUGAGUAUGGGUCUUAUUUAAAGAAAAAAAUAUAUAGAAUUAUGAUUCAAAUUUGGAUACAGGGUUUGAAGAGGACUUGUGACAGCGGAGGACCCUGAGGCUUUAUGUGCCAUUAGAUUCAUGGUAAAUCUGUCCUUGCUUUCAACUAAUUUUUAUAGUGAGCCACUACGUGCCGGGCUGUGUCUGCAGCUGGUUACAUGUGCUGAGCCUAACAGUACCAUCCUGGUCCUCUAGAAUGCUAGAGCCCACUGGGAGACACCACCAGAAAACAGACAACGGCAGUACAGUCAGAUAAGUGUAUGAUGGGGAGGUAUGAAAAGCCAGGAAAGAUUUCUGGAAGAGAUGACAUCUAAGCUGCUACUCAGGAUAUGUAAAAGUUAAAAUGGAGAAAAGUAUGGAAAGCCCAUUUGAGGCAGAAGAAAGAACAAGCAUGAGAGGUGAUAGAGAAAAGCUUCCUUAUGGGGACCGUGAGAAGUUUAGCGGGGCUGCGUUGUUCAGUGGGGUGGAGGAGUGGGGAGAGCUUCAGCUCCAGAAUUAGGCAGGGGCCAGGUGGGCUUGUAUACCAUUUAAGGAGCUUGGAAAUGGUCCUAAGAGCAAUAGGAGGCACUUGGACAGAUUUAAGCAGGGAGUGAUCUGAUAAGAUUUACAUUGGGGGGAUGAAAAAAAGGCCACACUGGGUCCAGCUGCAGAAUGGAGAGAGAAUCCACUCCACACUGGGCACGAGGGCCAUCCCCCUGCAGGGCAGCCGGUGGCAGGAGAGAGGAAGGUGACAGGAGAGCAGCUGUGAGAACGAAGAGGAGGGGAUACAUUACAAAGUUGUUCAGCAGUGAGAACCAACAGGACUUGAGAGUGGAUGCUUAGAGGCAGGAGGUGCAGGUGAUCAUGAGGGAGGAGAUAAGAUAGAAGCUUAGCUUUCUGGCCUGGACCACCGGUGGGGGGUAUUCAUUAGAAUCAAGGCCAUAAGAACAGCAGAUUUGGAAGAGAUUGUACGUCUCCUUUGAGCCAGUUGAGUUUGCAGUUUCUGAGUGACAUCCAGGUGGAGAUGUUCAGUGGAGAGCUGGUUGCAAAGCUGAGGAAGGAGAGCUGACUGACAGCAGGGCUUUGGCUGUUCUCAGCAUAUGGAUUAUAAUUAGAGCCGUGCAGAUAGAUGAGAGUGCAUGGGAAAAGCCAGUGCAGAGACAAGAUGGUGCAAAGGAGUAUCCUAAAGAACAUUAAUCUUUAGGGGACAGGCAGAGGACAAGGAGCCCCAAAGAAGCAUGACUGACUGUGGUCAGGGAUGAGGGAGGACCGGCAGGAGUGUGUGAGGAGCACGGAUUGUUUUUGUUUGUGGGGUUCCCCUGCCUUUAGGGACACACUAACUCUUUGGAUAUCAACUGGUUGUCCCGGAAUUCCAUUUAGCUCUGUUUGAGUUGUGUGCAGAGCCCAUGGUUUUCACAGCCCCCCUUCCUUUCAGAUUUGAUAAUUUGCUAGAGUGGCUCACAGAACUCAGGAAAACACUUUACUUAUGUGUACAGAUUUAUUGUAGAGGAUACAACUCAGGAACAGCCACAUGGAAGAGAUGCAUAGGACAAGGUAGGGGGGUGGCGCAGAGCUUCCAUGCCCCCUCCAGGUGCGCCACCUCCCAGCACUGCCAUGGCCUCACCAGCCCAGAAGCUCUCUGAACCCUGUGGUUUAGGGUUUUCAUGGAGCUUGGUUUUAUACAUUUUAGGGAGACAUGAGACAUCAAUCAAAUACAUUUAAGAAAUACAUUGGUUUGGUCCAGAAAAGCAGGACAACUUGAAGCAAGUUGGGCGGGCAGGGAGGCUUCCAGGUUAUAGGAAGGUUUAAAAAUUUUCUGAUUGGCAAUUGGUCAAAAGAGUUAUUAUCAAUACCCAGCAUUUUGGGAGGCCGAGGGGGGUGGAUCACGAGGUCAGGAGAUCAAGACCAUCCUGGCUAACACGUGAAACCCCGUCUCUACUAAAAAUACAAAAAAAAUCAGCCGGGCAUGGUGGUGGGCGCCUGUAGUCCCAGCUACUCGGGAGGCUGAGGCAGGAGAAUGGCAUGAACCUGGGAGGCGGAGCUUGCAGUGAGCUGAGAUUGUGCCAUUGCACUCCAGCCUGGGCGACAGAGCAAGACUCUGACUCAAAAAAAAAAAAAAAAAAAAAGAAAAAAAAGAAAAAGAAGAGUUAUUAUCAAUAAGAAGGAAUGUCUGGGUUUCGAUAAGGGGUUGCGCAGACCAAAGUUUUCUCAUGCAGCUGAAGCCUCCAGGUGGCAGGCUUCAGAGAGACUAGAUUGUAAAUAUUUAUUAUCAGAUGUAAGGUCUGUGUUGAUGUUAAUACCGGAGGUUAUAUCGAGGCAUGUUCAACCCUACUUCCCGUCAUAGCCUGAGCCAGUCUUUCUGGUUAAAUUUUAGAGUUCUCUGGCCUGGCGGGAAGUCCAUUUACAUGGUUGAGGAACUUAGAAUUUUGUUUUUGGUUUACAAAGAGAAAGCAGAGAAGGGUGAUGAAUGACUGAGCCACAUCCUGGUGCCAGCUCUGGACCGGGUUUGGCUGUGGUCUCCACAAACAUUUUUGAAUGAAUACAUGAGUGAGCAAGUGAGUGAGUGAAUGGGAGGAAGGCCGGUGGGGGGAGGUUUGAGGAGAGUGGGGAAAGGUCUGCUGUGGUGCCUUGAAGGUGGGGAGACCUGGCAUGGGGAACACAGAAUUGCCAGGUGGAUUUGGUGCCCAUUUGGAAGGUGGCCCAGUGACUUCUGGGAACAGUGUCCCUGAGAUCAUGCAUUUUCCCCAGCUGUGCUCAGCAGCCUGCUUCAGGGAGAGGGAAUGGCAACAGCGAGCAUGCCAGGCUGGGGGUUUCCAGGCAGGUAGAGGAGAAAGGCAACUGGGUUCGGGAGCCGAACGGAGUGGCAGGAAGGUGAGUGAAGUGAUGGAUGGCUAUGUCUACGCUGGAGGCUGAUAAAGAAGGGAAAGUGAUAGGUUGAGGGGUGGGUGGCUGGAUGUGGUCGUGAAACAGGGGCAGAAAUAACUAGGGUGUGGGAAAAGUAGUGGCAAGGUGGCUGGGAGCUCGGUGGCUCAGUUUGGGUGCAGAUGAAGCCAAGGUGAAGUGAGGUGGGAUGGUGAGACCAAGGACCCAGAAGCCCAGGUGUCGGCCUGGUGAUGCAAGGAUGGCGGCAGGGCUCGGGGUGGGGAGGAGGUGGAGGUCCAGGAUCAAGGCCCCCAGAGAAGGGGGAUGUCCCAGAUGAGAGCAAUGAGAAGGACAGCUUGGGGUGAAGCUGAAUGCCCUGAGCCUUCAAGCAGCAACAGAUUAUACCUGAAGGUAGAGCCACGUUAGAGACGUGGGAGGACACUGACUGCUUGGGUAGGGGUGGGGAGUGAGCAUCCACACUCGAGUGGCUGCAGAUGCCAUGAGACCCUCCAGGGAUGACCAGGUCACUGUUAGGGCAGAGAGGAGGAGGCAGCUUUCAGAAGGAGCUGGGCAUGCAGAGCUUGCUAACCAGGGAUGGAGGAUCCAGGCAGUAGGGCAAAGCCCACGGAGGGGCCCAUAGGACGGGACAACUGCGAAGACACUGUCUGCCUUGGAAUGCGGGCAGCAUCUUCAUAGCCAUCCAGGGAUUUGGACCCUGGCCUUUCUAAGUGAGAGCUAUACUUUUUCUAUAAUUUUUGCCACUACAUAACUGCCAAAGUUAAAGGUGGAAAAAGAGUCUCUGUCCUAGCUUUUCAUCGACCUUUUCAAAAGGAACAGAAAAUCGUCGCAUUCUCUUGCUUCUACAAUGCCAGUGAUUGUCUGAUGCAUCCUGGAUUUGACAAAGGCAGGUAGACACUCACGGUGCAGGGACACGCCAGUUCCAAAUCGCAUCUUUACUUUUUAAAUGUUGAAAAACAAAAAAGACAGUGCAUCUUAGAAUUUAAGGCAACAUAGUAACUAAAGUGGCGGAGGCUUUUAACUGAAACCGGAAGAAACAGCAUGAGUUUUUUUGUUUUAUGUUUCUUAGCUGAAAGAAACUCAGGCAGGAUAACGUGAUAAGGAAACUCAGGUAUUUGCCUGUGAUUGGUUCAGGAACUGUUGGAAAAAGACUCUGGGAUUGGGCAGAACUAGAGUUUAGAUCACUAGCUGGAAGGACUUUUGAGUCCAGUUUAAGAUUUGGAGAGAGUUAUAAAGGUUAAGCCAGCAUUUAUAAGAACAUGUGCCAAUUAGAGAAGUACAGGAGAAUUUGCUGUUUUCUCUGUUAUUAUAAAGAUCAUUGUUCUUAAAUUUACAUUAGUUUGCUAGGCCUACUGCCACAGAAAACCACAGACUGAGUGGCUUGGACAACAGAUGUUUAUUUUCUCCCAACUCUGAAGGCUGGAAGUUCGAGAUCAAGGUGUCAGCACAAAUGAUCUCUCCCUAAGCCUCUCUGCUUGGCUUGCGGAUGGCUGUCUUCUCCCUGCGUUCUCCCUCACAUGGCCUUCCCUUUGUGUGUGUCUGUGUCCUCAUCUCCUCUCCUCAUAGGGACGCCGAUCAGACUGGUUUAGGGCUCAACCUCUUGACCUCAUUUCAAUGUUAUCACCUCUCUAAAGACUCUGUUUCCAAAAAGUCACAUUCUGAAGUACCAGGGAUUAGGGAUUCAACAUAUAAGUUUUGGGGGAGGACACAGUUCAGUCCAUAGCAGCCUAUUCCAUACCUCAUUUUAUAAGAAGAGAAUUUAAAAUCAGAUCCUUGCCUAGCACUCUUCUGGUCACACACAGAAAAUAAUCCAGAAAGUUACCUUGGCUGCUCAGCCUCAUG